UACAUGGAGCCACCAAACCUUUGCUUAUUCUUUCUGUUACACAAAACGUCUCCUUAAAUUAAGAGUUUAAAGACUGAUAUCACAACUCAAAAACCUCAGCGGAACCAUGGCCAGUUCUGGUGAAUGGAUGCAGUUUUAUCAGCGAAACCUGGAAGGAGAUUCCGUGCCAUUUUCUGAUGCCACUUUGGUCACAAGAAGUAGCUCAUCCGAGAACAUUUUAGGCCCUGGAAACUUAUGCUCAACAACUUCUGAGCCAUUGAACCCGAAAGGGUGUGUGUCGAAACCCGUUCGGAGACGAUCGAGAGCUUCGAAGAAGACUCCGACGACUCUCCUCAAUGCCAACGCUAACAAUUUCAGAUCCCUGGUGCAACAAUUCACAGGUUGUCCUAGCUCUGCACCCUUUUCAUUUGGGAGCAAAAAGGGGCCAGUCAACCUGAGUUUUGGCCUUGGAAAUGAACAAAAUCAAAGGUAUCAGACUUAUGGGACGGCUGCUUUUGGCGGCAAUCAGUUCUAUUCACCAACAGAUAAUCAACAGCCACAGCAAUUGAAACGACAGGCUCAGAUAUGGCAACAGCAACAACAUCAUCAUCAUCAUCAGGGACAAUUAUAUCAAGAACAACAACAAUCUUUGGUGUCUUUUGAUCAUCAAAAUGUUCAUAAUGAAGCUUUUUUAAAUUCUAGAGUUAAUAAUAACAUAGAGAUUCCUGAAGGAUUCAGCUUGGAUGAUAUAGCUUUCAAUGAGCUUGGCAGGGAUGCUUUUGCAAAUCAAGAAAGUCACUUCUUGUAAGGAAAAUUUAGUGAUCCAAUUAUUGAAUCAUUUUUUUUUUCUUUCCUCUUCAUCAAUAUGUAAAAUCAAA
Molecule: messenger RNA, 857 nt
Organism: Pistacia vera
Lineage: Eukaryota; Viridiplantae; Streptophyta; Magnoliopsida; Sapindales; Anacardiaceae
Exons: 1
Coding region: 107-787 (226 amino acids)
Source: RefSeq, a predicted model, not a curated record